Molecule: messenger RNA, 7234 nt
Organism: Nerophis ophidion (straightnose pipefish)
Lineage: Eukaryota; Metazoa; Chordata; Actinopteri; Syngnathiformes; Syngnathidae
Gene: irs2b
Product: insulin receptor substrate 2b
Exons: 2
Coding region: 165-3314 (1049 amino acids)
Biological process (GO): insulin receptor signaling pathway
Cellular component (GO): plasma membrane; cytosol
Molecular function (GO): phosphatidylinositol 3-kinase binding; insulin receptor binding
Source: RefSeq, a predicted model, not a curated record
GUUUCCCCUCCCCACUCCGGCGGAUACUCACAGCCGCAGCAGACAUGUGUUAUUUAUCUCUCAGAUGUGGGAGAAGCAAGUUGAAUUUUGAAAAUUAACAAAGCGCGUCGUUUUUUUUGUUUUUUAUUUUUUUUUACCUCCUUUUUGUUUUACUUCCUAGUAGUAUGGCGAGUCCGCCGGGCGACGCCGGACCUCCGCUACUAUCUACCGGCGUGAAGAAGUGUGGCUACCUGAAGAAACACAAACAUGGACACAAGCGCUUCUUCGUGCUGAGGGAGCCCGGCGACGGCUGCCCUGCCCGGCUGGAGUACUACGAGAGCGAGAAGAAAUGGAGGAACAAGUCUGCCGCCAAAAGGGUGAUCCCGCUGGACUGCUGUUUGAACGUCAACAAGCGAGCGGACGCCAAACACAAACAUCUCAUCGCGCUUUACACCAAGGAUGAGUACUUCGCGGUGGCGGCGGAGAGCGACGCCGAGCAGGAGGACUGGUACCGGGUGUUGACGGAUCUAAUAUCGGAGGGGAGAGUGUGCGACGGCUCGGCGUGCAGCUCCGCGUCCUCGCUGGUGGGCUUCGACGAAACGAGCUACGGCGUCAUCACGCCGGUGAGCGCCGCCUAUAAGGAGGUCUGGCAAGUCAACAUGAAGUCCAAGGGCUUGGGGCAAAGCAGGAAUUUAACCGGCGUGUACAGACUCUGCCUUUCCAGUCGGACUAUCAGUUUUGUCAAGAUCAACACAGAAGUGGCCUCGGUCGUUUUGCAUCUGAUGAACAUCCGGAGGUGCGGCCAUUCGGAUAGCUUCUUCUUCAUAGAGGUGGGUCGCUCGGCAGCCACUGGACCGGGCGAGCUCUGGAUGCAAGCCGACGACUCUGUGGUGGCGCAGAACAUCCACGAGACCAUCCUUGAAGCCAUGAAAGCCAUGAAGGAGUUGUCAGAGUUCCGCCCCCGCAGCAAAAGCCAGUCUUCAGGCACCAAUCCAAUCUCCGUGCCCACCAGGAGGAACUUGCACAACCUCCCACCGAGUCAGACCGGCCUCCUCAGGAGGUCACGCACGGACAGCAUGGCUACAACGUCGCCCGUUGGUAAAUUCUCCUCCUGUCGAAUACGCACGGCCAGCGAGGGCGAUGGCACCAUGACACGCCCCAUGUCGAUGAUGGGGAGCCCCCUCAGCCCGGGGGUCCACCGCACCCUCCUGAGCAGGUCUCACACCAUCACCGCACGCCCUUGUCGGACAUUUGAAUCCUCCUCCCUCCAGCACAGUAAGUCCAUGUCCAUGCCUCUGUCUCAUUCCCCGCCCACGGCCGCCCCGAGUCUCGUAAGCCUGUCCUCAUGUCCAGAUAGUUGCGCUCCUCGUCCCUCAAGUUGCAGUGCUUCCUUCUCGGGCUCCCCCAGUGAUGCUGGGUUUAUAUCGUGUGAGGAGUAUGGCUCCAGCCCCACUGAUGCACGGGACCUUCGGCUGCCUCUCACAUUUGGUAGCAACACCCCUGAGUCUCUAAAAGCGGACACUCCUCCUUCGCGGAGCAGCAGUGGGCUUGAAGGAUACAUGGUAAUGGAGCAAAACAGCGGCUAUCGGUGGUUACCAGAGCGGGACAAGUCUUACAGAAAACGCACGUACUCCCUUACCACUCCACGCCAGCAAAGGUGUCUCCCCCAAGUGUCUUCAGCCUCCCUUGAUGAGUACACACUAAUGAGGGCCACGUAUACAAGUGGAAGCCAGUGUUCUCGCAGGUGUUCCCCUAAAGGAAGCUUCCCUGACGAGUACAGGGAUGUCCAGAUGAGUGACAGCAGUGGUUACAUGCCUAUGAUGCCUGGCGGUGCGCCCAAAACGUCAGGAGCUAAGACUGACCCUUACAUGCCCAUGAGCCCCAUGUGUGUGUCUGCUCCUAAACAAAUCAUCAACCCCCGGACGCACUCUUCCUUGGCAGGGCUGGCCCCAAAUGCGAUCUCCCCGGGCAGUGUUUCCCUGGAGGAUAGCGGCUACAUGCGCAUGUGGUGUGGCAUCAAAAUGUCAGUGGAGAGCACUGAUGGAAAGCUAGCAAAUGGCGAAUACCUGAACAUGUCUCCUGUGGACCCUUUGUUGUCACUCCCAACCAGAGACAACACCCUCAGUAAUUCUGGAGGUGAACCCCACCCCAAGCACCAGCACAGACAGCCUUACACUUACAGCACCCUCCCGCAUUCACUUAAAGGCCAAUUGCAACGCAACUGUUCCGUUGACACUGACCAGUAUGUAGUGAUGUGUUUACAGAGACAGAGGAUAGAGGAGGAGUCCAGCUACUGUCCUGUCUCUCCAGGAGACUCUGUGGCGUCACCGGGCGGCACCCCUUCAUCUGCUCCCCCUCCCCUUAGAUUGGCUCGAAGUGACGGAGGCCUGGCGCACAGGGGUAGGGCGUGUCGGCCCACCCGCUUGGCUCUGGAUUCCCUCAGAACCUUACCAUGUAUGAGUGAACACCCGCUCCCCUCUGAGCCACGCAGCCCCGGGGAGUAUAUCAACAUCGACUUCAGCAGUCCUUCCAGUGACGUGGUGGCAUCCACUGAGGGCGCCAACAGGGGAUCACCAUCGCUUUCGGACUAUGUUAACGUGGAGCUUGCCUCACCAAAAACUGUGGACUCCCCAGCUGUGCAUGACAUGCAGGAAGAGGAAGGAAAAAGGGCAGAGGUAAGGGGAGUGGUGGAUGAAUAUCCCCUCCAGCAUCACAAGAUUCAAGUCAAGGAUGACUACACUGAGAUGACUUUCGGUCCUCUGUGCGCCACGGAUCCCGCCCCCCUCCCUUCCAGCCCCACCGCCUGCGUCCAAAGACUGAGCCUUGACAGCAGCCUUGUGAUAGACAGGGUAACACCCGCGCCAGUGGACUCGUUUCUCCUCCCUUCAAUGUCUGUCACCCUUGCAGACCCCCACAGGGGUGCAAAAGUAAUCCGGGCUGACCCUCAGGGACGCCGGCGACACAGCUCAGAGACCUUUUCCUCCACCACCACUGUCACACCUGUGUGCCCAUCCUUUGCCCACGACACCAAGCGCCACAGCUCAGCCUCAGUGGAGAACGUGUCUCGUGGCGUGAGGAGCACCGAGGAACAAGACGAGGAGUACGUGAGCAGCAGCAUGUGCAGGGAGACGUCUGCGGGCUAUCAGAACGGACUCAACUACAUUGCCUUAAACUUGAUGGAGGGUACCCUCGGAGGGUGCAGGUUAGGGGGCUGCGACGGACUCCUGAGAUUCAAGCCGGCCUGCGGCUGCAAGGGCAGCAUGAACGGCUUCAACUCCAGCCCUUAUGCCAGCAUGGGCUUUAAGGAGACUACUGCCGCCGCCGUGAAAGAAUGAAGGGCACUGACCCCGCCCCCUUUUCCUCCCUGACUCUCCUCCUGGUCGUCGGGUUGGGCCGCCACAGCCAAGUGACGAUGUCGCCUCGGCAACAGCUGGACCGCACACUGCAGCCGAUGUCCUCUGACCCCCCCGCCCCCCCCAGCUGUCGUCUCCGAGAGGUCACAGGGACCGCGGUCGUCACCAUAGCAACACAGACACUUGACCUUUGCCCCACAUGUUCCUUUGCGGAGCCUUUGGGCGCUGCUGCUGAUGACCUAAAUCGAGACUUGUGGGUAACUCUUGAACUGAUGUGUUCAUGCGGGACCGCAAAUGUUCACCAUAGAACCACACCUGGAGAACACAUGGCAAAAAAAAAAGAAUGCAUACAAAAAUAUUUAUUUAUUUAUCGCGGAUGUAUGCAUUUGGUUUUCCAAAUGUGUGAAUUUCUAUAAAUGACAAAAAUCAAAUUAAAAAAAAACAAAAAACCUACCUCAGCAAAAACAAACAAAAACAGGUUGGUUAAACACCCCCCAUCGUUAUAAAUAGAAAUAUAUAUGAAAUAUUUAUUUUGUCUUUUUGAUUUUGAAAUUAUUUUUUUUUUAAGAACAUGAUCACCAAUCCAAAGCCUUACUCUGGCCCAGGGGCUGUUAAGUUUGGACCUACACAACCGCAAAGAAUGAGCCACUCUGAGAUUUCCAAGCGACAUUUAUGACAAUGUGUGCAAAGAUGAUUUAUUGACUCCCCAAACACUGCAGCGCACCUGUGGCCUGUCGUCUGAGCCCUAGUCUCAGCACCUUCCAAACACUUUGGACCUGUUCACCUGUAAGCCCCCGCGCACCUGACAGGAAGUUAUGACCUGUUUGUGGGGCGGGGGGAGCGAAUGUUCUCUGAAGUUCUUGCUAUGUCGAAAACUAGGGAUGGGCAUUGUAAAGAAAUAAUUAGUGGGUUUAUUAUUUUUUCCAGCCGGAGGAAAGGGCAUGAAAAUGACAAUACAAUGUGCUAAAUUCACUUGAUUUUUACAAAAUUUUUCUUUUUUUUUGAUAAUUUUUUUUAGCAUUUUUUAUUUUUUUUAUUUUUUUUAUUAAUAUGGACUUUACUUUUCAAAGAUGUCAUCGUUUUUGUCAUGACAUUAUUUUUUUUUAUGUGGAAUUUUAUUCUUUUUAUAAAUUCAAACUUCUUAAAAUUUGGAACUUUUUUUCUGACUGAUUAUACUUUUUUUUUUUUUUACAUAAUUAUGCUUUUUUUUUUUUUACAUAAAAUUCCUGGUUUAAUAAAAAAAAAAAGAAGUGAAUAUGACUUUUUCAUUUCAAAGAUUCAACUUUUUCCUGACUGUUUAGAGGGGUGUCAAACUCAUUUUGAUUGAGGGCCACGCCACAGUAAGUCUGCUUUCAGAAGGCCACUUAAAAAAAAAAAAAAAAAAAAAAAAUAAUAACCUGUUAUUAAUCAUGAUUAAUUGAAAUGCAAAUGCAUUUGAUUAUAAACAUUUUUUUAUAUUUAACUUGCUUUAAAAUUAUAAAUAAAUGGGACAAGCAGAUAUGUUUUUUUUAAUUUUACAAAAAUAGUUUUGCAAUACAGUAUAAUAGUAAUAUUAAAGUUUAAAAUAUGCAUUAUAUGAUUUUGUACUCUGAAAAUUGAAAGAAGGACCGCAUAUAGUAAAAAAUAAAAAACAUUUAAAUAAGUGUGUUUUUGAAACCCAUUUUUUCCAGGCUUUUGUGGGACACAUAAAAUGACGUGGCGGGCCAGAACUGGCCCCACGGGCCUUGAGUUUGACGGCCCUGGUUUAGACUUUAAUUUAUGAAAAUUGUAGCAUUUUUGCUGUAAAAUCACAACUUAUCUCAUACAUAACGUGUUUUUGUGCCCCCUAGAAGUUGACUUUUUUCAAAUAAAAAUCAUGUUUUUUUUUCUAUUAAUUAUCUAGACUUUUUUUUAUCACUUUUUUCUCGUAAACGUUUGACUUUUUUUCUCUUCUUAUGUUACACUUUUAUUUCAAAAAAAAAAAAAAUUUUACCAAGACAUUUUUUCAUAUUUGGCUUUAUUCUUAAUAUUUUUCCAUCUUUUUCCAGGGAUUAUUACUUGAUUCUGUCUAGAGCAGGAGUGAAAAACGUACGGCCCGAGGGCCUGAUCGAGGUUUUAUCCGGUCCGCGGGAUGAGUUUGCUAAGUAUAAAACUUUACCUGAAAUUUUGACUUAAAGAAACCGCUGUUCUUAAUGUGUCCACUGGAUGUCGCAAUAGCAAUUAUUUGUAUCUUUGUAGAUGAUGCUACAUAUGUACAAAAUAAACCACAUGAAAAUUAUCAAACUACAUAAUUUGAUUUUGAUAUACUUUUUUUUAUCUUGAUGGAUUGAAAAUUAACAACAAUGAGUUGACUGAUGAACAUUAUCCCAUAAUGUAUUCAGAGUACUAUUAACCGCAAUAGUUACUUGUAAAAAUGAACCCAACAACAUUAUGAUUGGUACAUUUUCAGAAUGUGCUCGUUUUAUGUUAUAAAAAAAAAAAGAAAACGAUCUGAAGUUGUCUUUAUUUUUAAGUUAUCGUGCCGUGAUUUUACCAGUCUGGCCCACUUGGGAAUAGAUUUUUCUCCAUGUGGCCCCCGAUCUAAAAUGAGUUUGACACCUCUGCUGUAGACUUUAUUCUUUGAAAAUUGUAGCAUUUUUUACUGCAAAAUCACGACUUAUCUCAUACAUAAAAUGUUUUGUGCCCCCAAAAUUUACUUUUUUCUAACAAAAUCAAGUUUUAUUUUCUACUAAUCAUUUUGACUUUUUUUUUUCGAGUAAAUGUUUUUUUCUUUUUUUCUCUUCUGAUAUUACAUUUUUAUUUUUAAAUAACUUUUUUUUUUUUUUACCAAAAAUGUUUUUUCAUAUUUGGCUUUAUUCCUGUUAUAUUAUUCCUGUGCAUACUAUUUGAUUGUGUCUAGCGGAUGAAUGAAAUGUUGUCAAAUGCCCAUCCCUAGUUGUAACUGGACAACACACACGCACACACACACAUAGUCACCUGUUGCCUCAUUGCGGUACCGAGCCAUGUGGUCAACUUGAGUCCAACUCACACCAGAGCCUCGCGCCGCCAUUUUUGGAAGCCUUGGUAGAAUCCGGCUGGCGGGGCGAAUGCAUAGUCUUGCACUUACAAACUUUUAGUGGAUUGUAAACACAAGACGUUUUGAAUGUAGUACAUGCUGCGUUCCGAGCUUGGGAACGCACAAACCCCUGAACGAACACCACAAAGUGCGGCGAAACAAACACACACACACACACACACAAAAAAAGGAUCCAAACCUGUAAGCUGUUGAUCUGAAUUCACUGGUACUUGGAGAGUGUAAAUAGUGUGAGGUUAGAAAUACGCCAAGUGAAAUAAGUUCUGCUGUUUUGAAGUGUACAUAGUUUGUGUUGGAGUGAUACAACAAAAGCACUAAUUAAGUUAUACGCGAACCACUUGUGGUCCGGCUCUGAUUUCUUCUUUUCUUCUGUAACACACAAGGAUAGUAUUGUCAAACACCAUUUUCUAUUUUUUUUUUUUUUUUUAUAAUGCUGGAACUCCACUGCAAAUUUGAAGAGAAACAAAGGAGUACUGAGGUACAAAAGGCAUAUAUGCAAUAUUUACAUUGAGUUUACUUACCAAGACGUACCAAAUGUACAAAUAUUGUCGAUACUGAUUUUGACUGUUUUUAUCGAAACCUUUUUUCAGUUUUUGUUUUUGCUAAUGGAGCCCAUCUGUGUUUUUUUGAGCAGUGUUGAUUGUUUUUUUUGCAUUCGGGUGGUGUAUCUUUCUAAAAGCAUCUAAAAGUUACUGUUGCUCACUUUUUUGCUGUGUUUUUUUCCCACUGUAAAUAUUUCACAUCUUGCAUAUUAUUAUUGUGACUAAGAGAUGAUAAUUUAAACUUACGUCUUUGCUUUAGAUUGUAUUGAUUCUUUGUAGACACAUGGAAUAAAUAUUAUUUAGGAAAA